Vitis riparia (riverbank grape) is the source of this 939-nucleotide messenger RNA. RefSeq names its product 40S ribosomal protein S5. NCBI's taxonomy places the organism in Eukaryota, Viridiplantae, Streptophyta, Magnoliopsida, Vitales, Vitaceae. The transcript is spliced from 5 exons. Gene Ontology annotation, biological process: ribosomal small subunit assembly; translation. The coding region runs from base 88 to 714 and encodes 208 amino acids. Gene Ontology annotation, molecular function: structural constituent of ribosome; rRNA binding; mRNA binding. The record is from RefSeq and is a predicted model, not a curated record. Gene Ontology annotation, cellular component: ribosome; cytosolic small ribosomal subunit.
CUAGCUUAAAUACAGAAACUCUAGGGUUUUUGAUUCAUUGCUGCUUUCUCCUGCCUCCGGCAUUGUAGAACUCCAGGUUUGAUAAGAAUGGCAGUUGAGGUCGCUGAUGCUGCUGGUGGGAUUACCAAUCUUCAGGAGACGACUGUGAAGCUCUUCAACCGCUGGAGCUUUGAUGAAGUGCAGAUUUCUGACAUCUCUCUGGAGGACUACAUUGCUGUGAAUCCAGCCAAGCAUGCCACCUAUGUCCCUCACACAGCUGGGAGGUAUUCUGUCAAGCGGUUCCGGAAAGCUCAAUGUCCAAUAGUGGAGAGGCUUACUAACUCUCUGAUGAUGCAUGGUCGCAACAAUGGGAAGAAGCUGAUGGCAGUUCGAAUCAUUAAGCAUGCCAUGGAAAUUAUCCACUUGUUGACUGAGCAGAAUCCCAUCCAAGUGAUUGUUGAUGCUGUGAUCAACAGUGGGCCAAGAGAAGAUGCAACUCGAAUUGGCUCUGCUGGUGUUGUGAGGCGUCAAGCUGUUGAUAUCUCCCCUUUGAGACGCAUCAAUCAAGCUAUCUAUCUCCUCACUACUGGAGCCCGAGAAUCUGCUUUCAGGAACAUAAAGACAAUAGCUGAAUGUUUGGCUGAUGAACUCAUCAAUGCUGCCAAAGGUUCAUCCAACAGUUAUGCAAUCAAGAAAAAGGAUGAGAUCGAGAGAGUUGCAAAGGCCAACCGUUGAGUUGCAGGAUGCUUCGUGGCCAGAGAAAGUUUUGAACACAUCUCUCUUGGGUUCUUUGUUUGGUUUUUGUUGCGUUAUGCUUGAACAAGAUUAGUGAAUUGUUGCUUCCUUUUCUGGUAGAGACGUACUUUUUUCCUUCUAUAUUGUUGCUGGAGUUCUAAUAUAUCUUAACAGGCACCAAGAAUUAUGUUUUUUUGUGUUAUUUUAUUUCACUCAUUUCCCUAA